Messenger RNA from Oldenlandia corymbosa var. corymbosa, 1225 nucleotides. Lineage: Eukaryota; Viridiplantae; Streptophyta; Magnoliopsida; Gentianales; Rubiaceae. The record is from the annotation of a GenBank genome assembly.
CUUUUGAUAGAGAUGUUACAUCGGUUUUUAUACUUAUGAACAACCAAAAAGAAACUCCCAUGCUUCCUCUCCAAUUCACAAUAUUCCCUUCAAAUAUAUAAUACUUUCUGGUAACAAGGACUAUACAAAAUCUUUUUAAAACGAACACAUGAUACUUCAUCUAAUUCUCACUCAACAAUACGUUUAGUUUAUAGGCAUGAGAGCCUCACCAAAUUAUUUUUCUGGUUCGUAAAACUCGAGCCUAAUAACUCUAUUUAAAAGGAACCAAACUCCUUACCACGUACUCUAACAAAAGUGUUGUCACAUACGGAACAUCCAUUUUUCCAUAUAUCUUGAAAAUCAUUGGAAAGGGUCCACCUGAAAUAUGGGAAUGUUGAAGCAAAACUCAUGUCAUGUUGUACUACUACUCAUCUUGUUCAUAACUAUAAGCCUCAAUGAACACUACUGCUACCUUGGAUUCAGAGGAGCUUCGGCUGCUUCAAUUAUAGAUGGGGAAUGGUUUCCCGGUGGCAAUCAAGACGAUUUCGGGGGCGGGGAAAUAUUGCUCAGCCGUAACAAUGCUGCCGGAGGUAGGUUGCUGCUACAAUCAGACUCCUCAAUUUCCUACAAAGCUCUUCAGCCAGGACCAGUUUGUGGUACGGCUCAGUAUUCUAAUUGCAUAGUUUCCGGCAAUAGCGGUGGGGGAUGCUCCGGCGACUACAACCGUUGCAAGCGUGCCGUCUUAGCUUCGGAUUCCAAGACGUUUUGACAACAUUGUCAUCUCCUUCUCUUAAUUUCAUAUGCAUGGUUAUUUUUUCAGUUAUUAUUGGUUUUUUUUAAAGAAGUGUAUUUUGUCUCGUGUCCAAACUCAAGUAUAAGACCAUCACGUGUCUCCGCUGGUGAGCAUUUGAAUAUGACUGGCGUGUUAUCUAUUGAGUUUUUCCAUCCUUAAGCUUAAAUUGCACCAUUUCAAUCGUCAGAGAGAUCAUCUGCUAUAUAGAUAUAUCAUAGCGCAGGGAGUAACGUUUUUUUUUUUUUUUUAAUCUUGUAAUUUGAGAGAGUUAAUAGAGAGAUUGGAAAAUGAUUUAUUUUCUACAGAACAACAAUGGUCGAUGAAUUCAGAGCUUUUUCUUGUUGGUAAACGGUGUACGUUAUAACUUAUAAUGCAUAAAAAAUCAGUGUCACAAUUCACAGAACUUCAAGACUUGAUAUUCACAAUUUGCCUGUUAAUCCGAUCACUUCUAAU